UAAUUUAAAAGAGUGAUUUUUUUUAUUUUUAUUUUUAAUAUUACAAGAAUUUAGAGCACACAGAUUAUAGAGAAGCAGCGAAAACGUUGGAAGUUUUUGUGAAAGGUGACUCGACCCAUGGAAUUCUUGGCGCAAAGAAAAGUCCGCAAGGCCAGGUCCACGACAAGCGCCGAACGGACGAGUCGCAAUUGCAUUCGUUAAUGGUGUCGAAGAAACCUUCGAUUUCAUCUAUGUCGCCGCCCGGACCAUCCGUAGCUUGAUUCUCACUCGUGAGACGGAGUAGAUGUUUGGAGAAGCUUGUGAGCAGUGGCCUGUUGUCAUACCUAAAGAAGAGCUCCACUUACCUUUCCUUAAAUUCAAGGUAAGGUUGUUUUCAUCAGAAGAAUCUCCAUCACAAGUCAACUCGGAGGCUUUGAAAUCCGAUGACGAUUUUCCACCCGGCUUCAAAAGAAUCCAGACACCAAAUCUUUGGAGAAAUAAGUUGUCCAAAAUACCUCUUGUCAAAUGGAGAUGCCCUCCCCAAUUUGUACUAGAUGGUGCAUGGCAAGUGGUUGCUGGAGAAGAAAGCAAAGAAUUGGAAGCUCAAACCCAACGGGAGAUGAGAGUUAUUGAAGCUGUUUAUCCACAUCCUUCUCCUAUCCCUCCCAACCUUUAUGCACAAGUGAGAGUGGAAAACACUUUUGUAAACGACCAAAACACCCUUCUGAUUCCCAUCACUCCUAUUGAAGACGAGGAUGCAGAGCUAGAUACGUCAACAGUCGACUACAUGGCUCCAAACCCACAAGUCCGGCUAUUGGCACAGGGAACUUCCUUGUCUCAGGGCUGUGGCGCUACCACCCCUCGUGCUCAAUUCCCAUCAACAGUCACUGAGUCUGAUCUUGUAUCAGCUGCAAAUGCUGCUUUGACUGCACUUAUGGCAAACAGUGAUCUGAAGGAAUUAAUUGAUCGAAACUGGCUUGUCAAACUUCUCAAUGAUCGAAAAAUGAUUGAACAACUCACCAUGAAUCCCAGAGCAGCAUCCAUUGUGAAGAAUCUGCCCCCCUCCAGCUUGCAGAAUGUGCUCUCCUCUAGCUUGCUGAAUAUUUCCUCAUCCCGUUUGCAGAAUAUACAAGCCAUUGGCUCGCAAAAUAUACCAUCCUUGUGUAUGCAGAGUAUGUCAUCGUUCAGCUUGCAUAGUUUGCCAUCAAUCGGUCCACCAAGUAUGCUCAACUUGAGUUCUUUAGCUAAUAAUUUUUAUGAUCCAGUUCCAAUCGUCGUCAGUAGAGGAGAUCCACCUUCUGCUACACCAACCCGACCCUUUCAUCAUCCUCAUAAAAUCAUGGGAACAGUUCCCAGUUUCUGUCCGUCUGGAGCCAAUCUUUUAUCAGGCACACCGUCUGCAUCUCUAGGAGAUCCUAGAACUUACAAGAGCCUCAUACGGCAACAUGGAGGAGAAAGACAAGAAACUUUGCCCCAUUUAUGUAGUCAGACAACUCAAGAAUCUGCAAAUACUAAGAAACGAAGAGGAGAGAAAUCAAAGAUGAAGCCUUGCAUCUUCUUCAAGAGCCCAAUGGGUUGCAGGGAUGGAGUAAACUGUGCAUUUCUGCAUGAUACAACAUCCCAGCAGAGAGUCAGUAGCAUCUCAGAUGUUCCAAGUUCAAAAAGAGCGAAAAUGGAUUGAGAAAUUACUGAUCCAUUAUUUGCAAUCAGCAUAUCUGUGUGUAUUUUUAUUGAAGGCGUUGUUUUUGCCAACCUUUUCCUUCAUGUUUAUCUGAUUCCUCACUGGAUAUUAUGCAGAAAUUUUAUUCGAUGUUCUUAAAAUUUACAUUUUCUGCUCAUAGUAAUUCA
Olea europaea var. sylvestris is the source of this 1827-nucleotide messenger RNA. RefSeq names its product zinc finger CCCH domain-containing protein 6-like. The transcript is spliced from 4 exons. Bases 284 to 1660 code for a protein of 458 amino acids. NCBI's taxonomy places the organism in Eukaryota, Viridiplantae, Streptophyta, Magnoliopsida, Lamiales, Oleaceae. Gene Ontology annotation, molecular function: metal ion binding. The record is from RefSeq and is a predicted model, not a curated record.